AUGAGGAGGCUUUUGCGUCGUACAGCAAGAAGCACAGGCAGAGCUGGUGCUAAUAAGGCGGCGUUGGUGUUAUGGGCAGCAUCGGCCAUCUGCUCUGCGCUUCUCGCCGUCCUGCUCGCCUCCAGAUCAUCGUUCUACCUCCAGCAGCCUGCUUCUUCUCCCUACACCUCCCCCGGGGCGGAAGCGGAAGAGGGGCGGCACCACCACCGGCGCCGGGCGUGCGACGACCAGGCAAGGUGGGUUGCCAAGAUGGCGUCCCUGCACAACGCCACCCUGGUCCUCACCGUCGACCGCAAGGGCUGCGCCAACUUCACCAGCCUGCAGAAGGCCGUGGACGCCGUGUCCGACUACGCCGCGGCGCGCACGCUGAUCGCCGUCGACGCGGGCGUGUACGCGGAGAAGGUGGUGGUGUGGAGCAACAAGACGGGCGUCACGCUGCAGGGCCGCGGCAACCUCAACACGACCGUCGUCUGGAACGACACCGCCAACUCCAGCGGCGGCACCUUCUCCAGCGCCACCGUCGCCGUCCUCGCAGCCAACUUCGUGGCCUACAACGUCAGCGUCCAGAACACGGCUGCCCCCGCCGACCCGGGGGGCGCGGGCGGCCAGGCGGUGGCGCUGCGCGUCGCGGGCGACCAGGCGGCCUUCUACUGGUGCGGCUUCUACAGCUCGCAGGACACGCUGCUGGACGAGCAGGGCCGCCACUUGUUCCGGGGCUGCUACGUCGAGGGCUCCAUCGACUUCAUCUUCGGCAACGCGCGCUCCCUCUACCUCGGCUGCACCAUCAGCUCCGUCGCCAACGCCGCCGCGGACGGCACCGUCACGGGGAGCGUCACGGCGCACGGCCGCGCGUCGCCCGCCGAGAGGACGGGCUUCGCGUUCGUGGGCUGCACCGUCGUGGGCACGGGGCAGGUGUGGCUGGGCAGGGCGUGGGGCCCCUACGCCACCGUCGUCUUCGCCAGGACGUACCUCUCCGCCGUCGUUGCGCCCGGGGGAUGGAAUGACUGGAACGACCCCGCCAGGCAGCAGUCGGUGUUCUUCGGGGAGUACGACUGCACGGGCCCCGGCGCCAGCGGUGGCACCGCGCAGAGGGCGGCGUACGCGAGGCAGCUGGACCAGCGCCAGGCCGCGCCAUUCAUGGACGUCUCCUACAUCGACGGCAACCAGUGGGCAGUGCCCCCUCUGCUUCCGCCCAUGCAGAUGCAGGGCGCCGCCGGCGAGGACAUCAUCAUAUCUGCCGAAUUUAGUCAUGGCCAGGCCGGCAGCAUGUAA
Molecule: messenger RNA, 1272 nt
Organism: Miscanthus lutarioriparius
Lineage: Eukaryota; Viridiplantae; Streptophyta; Magnoliopsida; Poales; Poaceae
Source: the annotation of a GenBank genome assembly